Phaedon cochleariae (mustard beetle) is the source of this 1386-nucleotide messenger RNA. The record is from the annotation of a GenBank genome assembly. NCBI's taxonomy places the organism in Eukaryota, Metazoa, Arthropoda, Insecta, Coleoptera, Chrysomelidae.
CUCAUAAAACGAUUCCUCAAAUCUGAAGCAGCAGAGGUGAUGAUUUUCAGGACAAAAAAUAUAAUAAGAAGCUUAUUCACCUUAGCAGAAAGCAGCCUCAAACAAACAACAAAGCUACCUCCUAUAUUUUCCACUAAAAUGGAAGGUACCAAGCCUUUCAAGAAGGAAAAAUAUGAUGGUCGAACGAAAAAGCGACAGUGGGAAGACAGAAGAACAGAUAAAGGGGAAGGGCUGCAAAUUAAAAGUGAUGACCCAAAAAAAGUUAAAGUUGAAAAUGAUCAGACUGAAAAAGUGGUAGAUAAGGUGAAACGUCGAAAAUUUGCACUACUCAUGGGGUACUCAGGUGCAGAAUAUUAUGGUAUGCAAAGAAAUCCAAACACUAGAACCAUAGAAGAAGAUUUGUUCAAAGCUUUAUUGAAAACUGAAUUGAUCAAUGAAGAAUGUUAUACCCAAGUACAGAAUAUGCAAUUCCAAAGAGCAGCAAGAACAGAUAAAGGUGUAUCAGCAGUUAGACAAAUAGUCUCACUCAAAUUAGGUGAAAAUAUUGAUCUUGCAAAAAUAAAUGCUGAACUGCCAGAUGUAAUAAGAGUUUUUGCUUUCAAAAGAGUAACCAAAGGGUUCAACAGUAAAUCACAAUGUGAUGGUCGUACUUACAUCUAUGUUCUACCAACUAUAGCAUUUGCUCCAAAAGACAAAAAUGUAAAUCAAAAAGAAUUUAGACUAGAUGAUGAGACAUUUGAUAAAAUAAAUGAGUUGUUGAAACAUUUCACUGGGACUAAGAAUUUCCACAAUUACACUUCAAAAAAGAAACAGAAUGAUCCUAGUGCCAAUAGGUACAUGAAAUCAUUUAUUUGUGAGAAACCAUUUGUUAAAAAUGAGGUGGAGUUUGCAGUUUUGAAAGUUCAUGGACAAAGUUUUAUGAUGCAUCAAAUAAGAAAAAUGGUUGGAUGUCUCUUGGCUGUUGUAAGGGGAAGUGCAAAUGAAGAAGUUAUGUUGAAUUCAUUCAAAGCUGAAAAAAUCAGUAUUCCUAGAGCCCCAGGAUUAGGACUUGUGCUGGAAUAUGUGCACUAUCCAAGAUAUAACUAUAGAUAUGGUGAAGAUGGUAUGCAUGAAAAAUUAACAUGGGAAGAUGUAGAGGAUCAAGUCAAUGAAUUCAAGGAGAAAUUCAUUUUUCCAACAAUCAUUGAUAAGGAAAUUCAGGAAGAACAGAUGCUGUAUUGGAUACACAAUAAACUGUCUAGACACUCUUAUGACCAAGAAGAGGAAAAUGAGAGUGAAGAUGAAGGUGCAGGGGAUGAUGAAGAAAUAAUAGAGAAUGUAAAGAAACCUGAAGAAGAUUCUAGCAGUGAUAGUAAAAAUAAAGUUGAGAGUAUUGAGAAAUCCUAA